Prunus mume (Japanese apricot) is the source of this 846-nucleotide messenger RNA. RefSeq names its product Cyclophilin-like peptidyl-prolyl cis-trans isomerase family protein. Gene Ontology annotation, molecular function: cyclosporin A binding; peptidyl-prolyl cis-trans isomerase activity. Gene Ontology annotation, cellular component: intracellular membrane-bounded organelle; cytoplasm. The record is from RefSeq and is a predicted model, not a curated record. NCBI's taxonomy places the organism in Eukaryota, Viridiplantae, Streptophyta, Magnoliopsida, Rosales, Rosaceae. Gene Ontology annotation, biological process: protein peptidyl-prolyl isomerization; protein folding.
CAAAAAAUAAAAUAAAAUAAAAUAAAAAAGCUUACUUACAGCGAAGUGAAAUAAAUAUCUCAGACUCAGCAGUGUUUGCGUUCUCUCAGCUCAUCUCUGUGACUCUGUGUGCGCGUUUGUCGUAUCAAUUCAAUGGCAUCAGGUGGAGGGAACGCAGGAGGAGGAGGAGGAGUGGAGUGGCACGUGCGGCCUCCGAACCCUAAGAACCCAGUCGUCUUCUUCGACAUUACCAUCGGUACCAUUCCCGCUGGUCGCAUCAAGAUGGAGCUUUUCGCUGAUAUUGCCCCUAAAACCGCCGAAAAUUUCAGGCAGUUCUGCACUGGCGAGUACAGAAAAGCUGGAUUGCCAGUUGGGUACAAGGGGUGCCAGUUCCACAGGGUCAUUAAGGAUUUUAUGAUUCAAGCUGGUGAUUUUCUCAAGGGUGAUGGUAGUGGAUGUGCUUCCAUUUAUGGACAUCAGUUUGAUGAUGAGACUUUUGACGCCAAACACACUGGUCCUGGUCUUUUGUCAAUGGCAAAUAGUGGACCAAAUACCAAUGGGUGCCAGUUCUUUAUCACUUGCUCGAAAUGUGACUGGCUUGACAAUAAGCAUGUUGUGUUCGGGAGAGUACUUGGAGAUGGCCUUUUGGUGGUUAGGAAGAUUGAGAAUGUGGCUACAGGACCCAACAAUCGCCCCAAACUAGCUUGUGUAAUUGCUGAAUGUGGGGAGAUGUAAAUCCUGAGUUUAGAAGCAGUUCUGUUGUUGAUUAACUAUAAAAACUCCUGUAACCAAUAGAAUGUUAAUUUUCCCAGAAAAAGAAAAAGGCAUUCUAUUAGUCUCAUUCUAAUGAAAAUAUAUGGUUCUAAA